AUGUGGUUGAAUGGGAUAUCGGCAGUACAUUUUUCUCAUAAUCCGCUUGCAGACAGCACCCCGUUGCCGUCAGCAUUAACAGCAGGUGUGCGCGGAGGUCAACUUCCUCUCUUCAAAUUCAAAAAUCGUCAUGAAACUGUCAACUGGAGACGAAUUAAUGCCAUUGAUGUGGACAGAGUGGCCAACGAAUUGGAUUUUGUCACUUUGCAGGAAAAUAUAAUGAAUAUCACCUUUUGCAACAUGGAUGCUGAAAAAUGCCCUUAUUGCCAAAACCAGCUAGAUCCCACCCUACUGAAAAUAUUCAGAUUAGCACAGUUUACCAUCGAGUAUCUUCUUCAUUCUCAGGACUACCUUACAUCUAAUUUGCAGAUGUUUGAAGAAAAAUUGCAAGCAUCAGAAUUUGGAAAAGAGCAAAUUAAAAAGGAGCUUAGCAAAUUGGCUGAUGAGAUGAAGUCUCAGAAAGACGAAUGUAAACGCAGGAAGCAGAUAAUUUCUACUCAACAGAUGAUGAUCCAGUCCGGUGCUAAUAAUUAUUAUAAGUGCCAAUAUUGUGACAAAAGUUUUAUGAACAGUUUUUUUAUGCAAAGUCACAUUCAGCGUCGGCACCCAAACCAUACUAAUGUUGAAAAGCAGAAGAGGAAUCAAUCUGACAAAAUCCAAGAAGAAAUAGAUCAACUGAAAAAACAAUUGCAACAUACUCAGUCCCAGCUGGAAGCUGAGAAACAGCUAUACUUUAAAACACAUUCUCAGGAAAUUGAAAAUAGAAUAAUGAAAGAAGAAGAAACAACAAAAAGCUUUGAAAGAUGGAAGGAGGAAGAAAAAAAGAAGCUGAACUAUGAGAUGGAGAAAAUGAAAGAAAUGUUUGUUGAAGAGUUUAAAGAAAUGACUGAAAAGAAUGCUGCAUUGGAAACAGAGCUUCUGCAGAUAAAGAGUACAAGUUUGCAGCUUCAAUCUAGCCUUGGAACUUUGAAAGAUGAACAUGAAUAUGGCAUUCAGGAAGAAAGCCGGCGAUACCAACAGGAAGUGAAGGAUCUUAAGGCUAUUUUAGAAAAACAGGAACAUAAGUGGACUUCAGAACUAAAUAGUCUUUUCGAAAGACAUGACCAUGAGAAACAUAAGCUCCAGCUCGAAAUAGAAAGUUUGAUGUCAUCGGUUACAAAAAAUCAGAAUGCAAGCUCCUGCUACUACAAGAAAAAAAUUAAAGAACUAGGUCGAAAACUACACAAUCAGCAUCAACUGAUAAUUCAACAGAAGGAAGAGCUGAAAGCAUGUCCUAUCAAAUCACCAAAGAAGAUAUUGGAGCCUUCAUCAGUUUCAUCAACACUUCCACGACGAAAGUCAUUACAUAUAGAACAACCAGUGGCAACAUGUAAACUGGAACCUAUAAAGGAACUUUGUGAGGAAAAUGAAGGACCUUUGCAGAGUAAACAGCUUCCCCUUCCCACAUAGGGACGAACAGUCCUUUGAGAACCUCAUCAAUCCCAAGGAUGCACCAUCAGAUGUGACAUAUUUUGCAGAGACCAGCUUAGCUACCAGCACAUUGAGUAGGCAUGUUAAUCAGGUAGAUGGACCUGCACCUGAUGAUUCUCCCAACACAAACGAUCAAGAACUGAUAGUGGUAGCUAGGACGACUUGGGAGAGUACAUGUCAGUGGAUGUCAUUCUCUACAAGCUCUAAU
Molecule: messenger RNA, 1678 nt
Organism: Carcharodon carcharias (great white shark)
Lineage: Eukaryota; Metazoa; Chordata; Chondrichthyes; Lamniformes; Lamnidae
Product: zinc finger protein DZIP1-like
Exons: 11
Coding region: 1-1449 (482 amino acids)
Biological process (GO): cilium assembly
Cellular component (GO): ciliary basal body; cytoplasm
Source: RefSeq, a predicted model, not a curated record